GGAAUCGAGCAUUUGGAUUUUGGAGGGCAUAGAAAAUGCAAAAAAAUUUAUCUAAUCGAAUUUAUAUAGAUUCAAACCAGGUGGUCGCUUUUGCCUCUCCAUUAUCACUUUCAAACAUGAGAAUAUUUGUAAUCAACCAUUGCAUAUCAUUUCAUUAUUUAUAAUUUGCUUUCUCGUCCACGCUCGUCUGCUCCACCAAAACCCAAAAGGCAUUGUCCGUCUUUCGCCUUCUCAUAUAGUCAUCACAAUGCAAACUCCCUCCUUCACCUACACAUCUUCUAGUGCAAGUGUCUGUAUAGAAGCUGAUGGCCAAGAAGUUGACGAAGACUCCCUCUUUCUUUCCCUUGGACCUCCUGGCCAAAGCAUCGCCAAACUCCCGAACUAUCUCCCUUGUUUGAAUGAGAAUAAGCAGCAAAUUGAGCAAAACCCUACUAGUGAAAGUGGUGUAACUGUGGCUCUCCAUAUUGGUCCUCCAACCACUGGAGCCAGCAUUAGCAACCCUAAUCACAUUGGUUCUCUCGUUGAAGGCCAGUACUGGAUUCCUUCCCCCGCACAAAUCCUUGUUGGUCCUACUCAGUUCUCUUGUGCUCUCUGCAACAAAACAUUCAGUAGAUACAACAAUAUGCAGAUGCAUAUGUGGGGGCAUGGAUCACAAUACAGAAAAGGCCCUGAAUCUUUAAGAGGAACAAAACAGGUUUCUUCAAUGUUAAAACUGCCUUGUUAUUGCUGUGCUGAGGGGUGCAAGAACAAUAUUGAGCACUCAAGAUCAAAGCCACUGAAGGACUUCAGAACCCUGCAGACACAUUACAAGCGGAAGCACGGUGAGAAGCCUUUUGGGUGCAGAAAAUGUGGGAAACCUUUUGCAGUCAGAGGAGAUUGGAGGACACAUGAGAAGAACUGUGGUAAGUUUUGGUUGUGUAUUUGUGGAUCUGAUUUUAAGCACAAGAGGACCCUUAAGGACCACGUGCGUGCAUUCGGGGAUGGACAUGCUCCACAUACAGUGAAAGUAAGUGAAGUCGAAGAAGAACAAAAAGAAAAAGAAGAAGAUGGUGAUGGUGAUAACAACAUAGAUCAAGGUGAUAGUGGAGGUGGUCAUGGUCUAGUUUUCUUGUAAUAGUUGGCAUUGACUAUGGUGUUGUCCAUGUGUGCGAGACAAGGGAGGGAGCGGAUGAGGGGACACAGUAUAGUGAAAGCCUAUGCUAGGCAUUUAAUGUUAGAAGUGCUUAUUCAUCUAAUUAAAGAGCCUUUUUGUUUUGUUUCCCAACUUUUUAUUACACAUUUCUUUUGAAACAAAAUUAUUUGAGAGAGGAGAGAGCGAUGAUGACCAUAACUAUGGAAGGUGGUCAAGUAAUUAAGUUCAGUAGAGACUGCGUCUGCAUGUAAGAGCAGACAUGCACAGAUGAGACACAGAUUCUACUGUUCACAGCUCGAUGGAAUUGCCAUGAAUAUUGCGUACGUUCUUUCUCUUUCUCUCUCACAUAAAGAUUCAUACUUUAGAGAGAGGGGGAGAGAUAGGCUCAGUCUCUCUGAGCUUCGACUAGCACUACUAACACUUUGAUCGAGCCUCUUUUGUCAGUGGAAUGAAGAACCGCUGAUAUUUUUACUGGUUUUGGGGUUUCACCCAAAGAGCCUCCCUUUGUUUCCCUUUUCAGAACAAUUACGAACGGAUACUACGACACUAUUUCAGGCCCUCUGUCUGUGUCCUGCCACUUUUAACACUAAUAAUGUGCCAAUGCAUGCAUUAGCUUAUUAGCUAACCCCUCUCUUUUCAUCAUCAUCGUCAACUUCUUCUUUAUUCAUACAUACCCUUUUUCUUCUUCUUAAUUUCUUUUCUUGCUUUUUUUUUUUGUGUGUGUGUGUCUCAGUUAUCCCUUUCUCGUCUCUUUUUAAAUUUCCGCUGCCAUGCAUGCAUGAAUGUUCUGCUACCUACUACUACAGUAUUAGCUCCCAUUACUGUUAAGCCUGUGAUUAAUGGUCAAAAUUAAAGAUACUGUUUCUUUAUAUAAAGAGUAAAAUUCCCAAAAAUUUCGAGGAUUAAUUAUAGACGUGCAUAUGAAGAUCCGGUCAUGUACAACAUCCCUUGAUUGCUUUCCAUCCUCGUAUUCCUAUUUUUAGCUAUGUGAAUCUCAAAAUAGGAUUUGAUCUUAUCUCUCUUGAUUUGAGCUCUCCGAUUACUUGCAGGAAAAACUCCUUCAAUGUUGUACUUUAGAGCAUCAUUAAUGAGAAUCCCAAGCCCCACUUUGGAGCAUUCCACUUUAAUGCCCUGUAGCCGAAACUCUUAGAAAAAAAAUAGGACUCCCCCCCUCCAAAGGUGGAUCUUAAGUCCCAACCUUUUUUUUAAAGAGUUGUUUUUUUUUCUUUUCCAUAAACUAUACUACCUCGUGGUAGCUAUUGAUUUCUUAAAUGGAAUCGUGAGACUAUCUAUU
This is a messenger RNA of Manihot esculenta (cassava), 2426 nucleotides long. RefSeq names its product zinc finger protein WIP6. Gene Ontology annotation, molecular function: DNA-binding transcription factor activity. The transcript has 2 exons. Gene Ontology annotation, biological process: anatomical structure development; regulation of gene expression. Bases 248 to 1114 code for a protein of 288 amino acids. The record is from RefSeq and is a predicted model, not a curated record. Lineage: Eukaryota; Viridiplantae; Streptophyta; Magnoliopsida; Malpighiales; Euphorbiaceae. Gene Ontology annotation, cellular component: nucleus.